GUGGUCACAUGAUCUGUUCGUGCAAGCAGAACCCCUCUCGCAGAAACCUUGUCAUCGAGCUCACAAAUCCUUCGAGCAACAACACAACAAAGCUUCUACAACCAACCACAACAGUAGUACCAUAAAUUUCAUCAUGACUCUCCAAGAAACCGUCUUGAAGCUCCUCACCACCAAAAAAGUCGACUUGGACAAAGUCCGCCGUCGUCGUCGCCGCCGCCGCCGUCGUGAAGCAGCCAAGCAACGAGCUGUGGAACGCUUCGAAGCAUGGGUCAUCGAGAAUUCCACCAACCCAAAGUAUGCCAAGAAGCGGGUGCUUCCUUCUCUGGACGAUGAUACAGAGUCCACCCAGCAGAUGUCCGGCCAUUUUCAAGAUGCUCAAGUCGUUGUCGACGAAAACACUCCUCCCUUUGUCGGCAAGGUCCAAGAGACAUGCACUCCAGUCCGCGUCAAGUCUCACUACGAGUGGUAUGAUCUCUAUUAAAAAGAGUAUUGAGGUCAUCAUCAGGGGACGACGAUUUUUAAACAAGGCUAGCUAAAAGGGGCGUUUGCCGGACGCAACCAACAUCGCGCGACGAGGAAUCCAACUUCAAGAACGCAACAUCUCGAGCCUCCUCCCUCCUUCCAUUUUUUCAGCUACAAACCAGCAAGGAGGAGCAAACAAAGCUGGGUUCGAGAAGCCCUCAUCGGGCUGGGAAAUAAAGAAACAAUUUAAAAAUGUAUUCUAAUACAACCAUACACUCAACUAAGUUACUCUCCACU
Messenger RNA from Seminavis robusta, 759 nucleotides. NCBI's taxonomy places the organism in Eukaryota, Bacillariophyta, Bacillariophyceae, Naviculales, Naviculaceae. The record is from the annotation of a GenBank genome assembly.